Molecule: messenger RNA, 5795 nt
Organism: Alosa sapidissima (American shad)
Lineage: Eukaryota; Metazoa; Chordata; Actinopteri; Clupeiformes; Clupeidae
Gene: rapgef5a
Product: Rap guanine nucleotide exchange factor (GEF) 5a
Biological process (GO): Ras protein signal transduction; positive regulation of GTPase activity
Cellular component (GO): plasma membrane
Molecular function (GO): guanyl-nucleotide exchange factor activity
Source: RefSeq, a predicted model, not a curated record
CUUGUCCCCAAGCCUUAAUGCACACUUACAUUCUAGUACACACGCUCAUGGCCGAGCGAAAUCGUGAGCGGUAGAGAGAGUGAGAGAAAGAGAGAGAGGGAGACAGAAAAACUGAUAGUAGGUUACUACGGAGGAGGAAAACGCAAAGCGCUGGGUGGAGCAGCGUCGUCGCGUGUUGCUGCGGGAACUCGUUCGGUUGAACGCGCGGUACAUUGCAGAUGCAAAUAACGUCGAGCACAGAAGGCGAACGGGGGUAAUGGUGAUCCCAAACGGGUGUGUGUGAGAGAGACAGCUCCGGUAGGGAUAUGGAGGAAUCCGAGAGCGUCCCCUCCGCACCAGAGGACGGACUCCUGGCUACCUGGCGCUGGAACAGAAACGCAAGGGAACAGGUUCAGUUGAAGCAAAAGAUCAAAGAUCUACCUGGCUUGUUGAAACACGGACUGCAUUUGAGGAAGAAAAGUCAGUCACCUGACACCAUCCCUGGACCGAGCGCUGGACUCCCCCGACAAAAGACGUGUUCCCAGAGUUUCCCGUGUGCGGGCCGAGCGCUGAGGAAUGCCUUCCUGUCCCAUGGACCCUACCCGGCCAAAGACAAGAUCCACCUGGCGCGCAUCAUCAGGAGGAGCUAUGUGGGUGUGGAGCUGGUGCAGUGGCUGCUGGAGCAGUGUGUGUUUGUGCAGUGCAGGAUGAUGGGAGCCAGGAUCUGGCAGGUGCUGCUGGAGCUGGGCAUCCUGCACUCAGUGGACCAGCGUGUGGUGUUUGAGGACUCGAACACCUACUACCAGUUCUCCUUUGAGGAGUGUGAGGCGCAGGGCUGCGAGUUCCGUAAUGAGGAAGAGUGGCAGAAUGGCGUCAGACUCCUCACACAGCUUGUGCCCUACGUGCAGUUCCGCGUCGUCAGCCCACCCGAGGAAGAUCCUGAAGCAAUGAGGGACAUGCGCAGUGAAAUUCUUCAGAUGAAAGCCCUGGAACGACUCACAUCCACAGUCCAAAAUGAGCUGGCAGCAGCACUUGCUCGGAAGGCAAGAAAGUCAAUGUCCGAAGAGGAUUCCUCCGAGUCUGCUGAGAGCUCUCCACAGGAGACCCCCAAAAGCAGUGACGUCCAGGCCAAACAGGGGGGGGUGUGCGGUCUGCGGCCACCCGACGAGCUCUCCCGUCUGGAGAUGGUCCAGCGGCUCGCUAAGGACGGCUGCCGCUUCCUCCAGAACCACAACUACCGCCUGCCCGACCGGACUGCACCGGCUCAGGGGGAAGGUGUCGUCCGCGUGUGUCUGAAAGAGAGAGGCCAGGAUGUGCUGGUUCUCCAGAGGGUGUCGUCAGAGCGACCAUCGCCCACGACUACGGGAGGGGUGAAAGAGGAGGAUAGCGACAAGAGGUACGUGGUGGUCUCGGGGACGCCGCAGAAGAUUCUGGAACACCUGCUCAGCGACCUGCGCCUGGACGAGCAGCAGGGGGCUACGGAGAACAGAGAAGCAGAGAUGCUUCUAGAUGACUUCCUGUUGACCUACCUGGUCUUCAUGUCAACAAACGACCUGUGCCAAGCUCUGUUGGGACAUUACUGCACCAAGCGCUGCAAAGGCAAGGAGGAGGGAAAGGAGGGCCCUUACAGGAAGCGUAAGGUACUGCACCUGGUGUCGCAGUGGAGCUCGCUCUACAAGGACUUCCUGCGUGAGGAGGAGCACGUCAAGCUCUUCAUGAAGACUCUGUACCGCUAUGUGCUGGAGGAUGUCUAUGAGUUCCCCACCUUGGAGAAGGACCUGAAGGAAUUCCAGAAGCUUCUUAGGCGUCGACAUACGGUGGAUGACUACACCCCUCACCAGAAGAACAAAGCCCUCUUCCAGCAAUUGAGUCUGAAGGAAAACUGCCUCACGCUCCGCACGGGCGCCACCAGCGAGACCAAGGAAGUCCUGUGCCGUGUGUAUGUGAGCCCGGACUCGUUCGUGAGCGUGAGGACACGCUCGACCGUGGUGACGCAGGAGCUGCUGCGGGUGGUGGCCCAGAAGAUGGAGCGUCCAGAGGAGGACAUGAUGCUGGCCGCAGUCACGUACAGUGGAGAGAAGCGAGUGCUGCAGCCUCAUGACAGCAUCUACUCGGAGAGCCUGACGACUCCAGGCAGACUGAUGGCGUGCCGGCGGGACCUCAGUGAGAUCAUGCCUCCCCUGACGGAGUGUCCUGAGCUGGGCCAGCGGCCGGUGCGACUCCUGGGCAUGAACACGUGGGACGUGUCAAUGGCACUCACCAACUUCGACUGGAGCCUCUUCAACUCUAUACACGAGCAAGAGCUGAUCCACUACACUCUGAGCCGCCAGGCUAGUAGUCGCCACACGGUGGCGCUGGAGGUGCUGCUGCAGCGCUGCAACGAGGUGCAGCAGUGGGUCAUGUCCGAGGUCCUGCUGUGCCACUCACUGGCCAAGCGUGUCCAGCUGCUCAAGAAAUUCAUCAAGAUUGCUGCACACUGCAAAGCCCAGAAGAACCUCAACUCCUCCUUCGCCAUCAUCAUGGGCCUGAACACAGCUGCGGUCAGUCGCCUCAACGUCACGUGGGAGAAAGUUCCUGGCAAGUUCAAGAAGCUGUUCUCAGAGCUGGAGCUGCUGACGGACCCGUCUAUGAACCACAAGGCCUACAGAGACGCCUUCAAGAAGAUGAAGUCCCCUAAAAUCCCAUUCAUGCCCCUGCUGCUUAAAGACAUCACCUUCAUUCAUGAAGGAAACAAGACAUUUCAUGACAACCUGGUCAAUUUCGAGAAACUGCACAUGAUUGCAGACACUGUGCGUCUCAUCCGCCAUUGUCAAACAGACCAGACAGGAAAUGAGGGUACCCAGAGCUGCGGUCCAGAGGUGAAAGCCAGUAUCCACUACCUGCACAUCAUAGACAAUCAACAGACUCUGUUCGAGCUCUCGCACAGACUGGAGCCCAGAGCAUAGAAACGACACCCCCUGCUGGACAUGGUGUGUAAAUACAGCCAGCUGCACCAAGCUCACGGCUCUUGACGUUUGUGUACAAAUAGCACCCUCUUGUGUUUGAAAUGACAAGCAAAGACCCUUCUGCCAUACAGCAAACAUGAACAGCCGGUCAGUGAUGACAGCCUCAAAACAGGACAUAUGCAGGCUCACUCUGUGUGACUGACAGAAGUUAACUCACGACUGAAGUUACUGGCACUCAUGUGCCAGCGACCAGUUUUUCUUUUGCCAAUUUGAGGAGACACUCAGCAACUCUUCUCAGCUCUCAACAUGAGACAUACUCCCCUGGACCUCAGCAAGGAAAGAGACUUUGAGAAAAAUGUCAUGAAGAAGCCAAUAUUUAUAAGAUGUUUAUAAGGUGCUAUGGCACCAGUUUAGACACCGAGGACCUCACUAAUGGACCUAUUGGCAGGCAGACAGUUGACCUGUGGCUUGCCUGAUUGAAAAAAAAAAGAUAAAUAAAAACAAUGCUUGUCCCCUAUCAUGCCACAAAUCUACACAGGCUACACAGACAAAAUGCCUCCCCACCUCCAGUGUUGUAACUUUCCUUUGUGAUGUAGGACUCAUCCUUAUCUAACAUUGUUUUUAUCCUUUCAUUGACCUUGGUUUGAGGAUUUCACUGGUUGGAUUGGAAGCACUGAUACAUUGGUUCAGUUAAAUGGGAUCAUGUGAUGUUCAGUUAAACGUGACAUUCCUUAUAGAACUACAGAGAUAUCAAUACAACAGCAGGCAGAGGUUGUAAUAUAGAACAUUAUUUAAUUCCUUUGUCACUACUUUCUGUCGUUGUCUUUAUUUUUGGUGGUCCACAAGUUACAUUUUGAUGUUACAUUAUGGUGUCCACCAGCUGUCAGACUGUGCAUGUGAAGCGAAGGGGAUCAUAUUGCAUCUGCCAAUUUUCAAUUUUCACUUUUGUAUAAAGACAUAUGUAUAUUUGUACACAUAUUAGUUGUUACGGAAAACCAUUGGCAGUGUUACUACACAGAUGGGUCAACCAUAUUCUUUGCCAGGAUUGUGUGUUCGGAGAAGGGAGGGUGUGUGUGUGUGUGUGUAUGGGGGGAGGGUUGAUUUGGAUAGCACGUCUACUGUUGGUGUGUAUUUGGCUGUGGUGAGGCGCACUACUCUGCCACAUGGUUUGUUUUGGUAACGCCAUCGGGAGCUCCAACAGCUUUCGUUGCGGUGAUCGAUGAUGUCACGUGCUAAGAAAAUGUCCUACACUCACAUUGCUAUUUGCACUUGUGUUUAUUUUACUUGUUUUGUUUUGUUUUGUUUUUAACAGUCUGCUUUUGUAAAAUAAUGUGCAAGAAUGUAUAUAGAUUUAUAAUCGUUCUGUGGUGAAACAUUGAAAUUGUGUUUCUUUUGUUUGUGCCAAUACAUUUAAGUGGGAGAACGAUGCAAUAUAAAUCAUGUAAACAGUUGUAAUGCCUUAUCCAUGCUUUUUACACCCUUAUGAUGGAUGCCAUUCAUUCACGUAUAUUUUCACAUCUGAUCCCAGAGCAUUGACCUGUGCCACUUUUGGGAGACUCGACCUUAAUGCUGACCUUAAUUUGUUUAAUUAAAACGAUAAUCUCACUCUUGUUGGAUAAGCAAGGAAAUAAAUAAUAAUUAACAAUCUGACAUAAAAUUGUCAAUACUCAGGAAAACACAUAACAGUGAUCUUUUGAAUAAGGACAUUUUUGUGACUUACUAUAAGCCAUGGUUAGUUGUAAUAUAUAUUUUGCAAAAAUUUAAAGAGACAAACAAAUUCAAAAAAUGAAAAUGUCAACCGAGCUUUGGCAACAUCAGUGAGUCCUUGGGAUUUUGUGCUUCUACUUUCUAAUCCUCUGCAUCCUGUAAUUUGUGAGGUUUCUUGUGGGUGUUUUAAUGACCCUUUGUGGACUUUGUGUACAUCUGCAAAUGUGUUGUAUCACUAAGUGAACAGGAUAAAGAAUCCUUAUUUAUAUAUCUAUUUUGUUUGUUUGUUUUAAUUUAUGUGUCAAUGCGAAGACUGGUGGAAUCGCAAACGUGUCUUCUGUUUCUGUUAUUUUGUGAAGAAACAGUUUUGUGUUGGUAUCAUGAUGGCAACAGACUGAUCUGAUCAGAUUGGAUCUGGGUGGUAUCCCAAGUACAUGGUUUUGUGACAAACCUGGCAAAGUUACCUCAAAAAGUUAAUUGGUAACCCUCCUCUAUGGCUUCAUUCUCUUAGGAAAAAAAAAGGUGUAUCGCUUCUUUUAGGAGGUUUAUCACUUAAUCUGGUUCAUUUACCAGGUUUGUCACAUAUUUGGAGUAGCCCCGGGCCCUGAUCUAGAGAUUCUGGAGAACCCGGAACGGUAAUCUCACUCUUGUUGGAUAAGCAUGAACGGAUCUGGGAGUAGCCCUGUUCUUGUUCCAAUCCAGUCCAGGUCCGCUGCUACUGACGUCCUCUAUGCUGUGGAUGUUGCUGUGCCUUCUCCUCUUUAUGUAGAGAGAGCGGGCACUGAAGAUGACGAUGAUGGUCUUGAAACGAUUGUGACAUGCCGUGUGAUGCCAUAACAGAAUGUUAUACUAAUGUUCAAUACUGUUCUGUUCAAAAAAAAAAAAAAUGUUGCUAAGGCAGUUUGCAUGGGGUCUAACGUCAGUGCCCACUGAAACACAGUAAGAAUGGAAACAAAAAAAUACUUUGUCAGCUGAAAGUGUAAAUAUAAAUAUGUUUAAAAUAUUAUUUAUGUUUUAAAAAAGAAAAUGUUGCAAAGCAAUACAGCCAUGGUGUAUUCACUUUCCCAGUUCUUGUUAUAAUAACACACACCUGUUUUCUAAAGUAUGCAUUUUUACUAUACAGUUCCAAUGUAAAUGAGCAAAUAAACCAUUUAUGUAAUGUUA